CUGUUUUUGCUGUGAACCUUGUCCGUCCAGCGUCCAGCGUCUCAGUCUGAGCAGGAACACACACACAGGACUCCAUGAGCUCGUCCACAGAGAUGGAUCAGAGCGUGGUGCCCAGAAUGUGCCAGCUAAAGCGGCUGGAGGGACAGAGCUUCGGCUUCUACCUGCGGAUGGACCAGAGCAGCUGGGGCUUUGAGAUCGGAAAUGUGGAGCCAUGGAGUCCUGCUGAGCACAGCGGCCUCAGAGACAGAGACCGAGUGCUGGAGGUCAACGAGGAAUAUGUGGGCAACAUGGACUUCUACAGGGUGGUGAGGAAGAUCCAGUCAUGUGGCUUAAACCUGUUUCUCCUGGUGUUGAGGAGGGCAGAGUAUGAACAG
Messenger RNA from Xiphias gladius (swordfish), 374 nucleotides. RefSeq names its product Na(+)/H(+) exchange regulatory cofactor NHE-RF3-like. Lineage: Eukaryota; Metazoa; Chordata; Actinopteri; Istiophoriformes; Xiphiidae. The annotation marks the transcript as partial. The record is from RefSeq and is a predicted model, not a curated record. Gene Ontology annotation, cellular component: apical plasma membrane. Gene Ontology annotation, biological process: protein localization to plasma membrane. Gene Ontology annotation, molecular function: signaling receptor binding; protein-membrane adaptor activity. The transcript has 3 exons.